Molecule: messenger RNA, 2217 nt
Organism: Microbotryum saponariae
Lineage: Eukaryota; Fungi; Basidiomycota; Microbotryomycetes; Microbotryales; Microbotryaceae
Source: the annotation of a GenBank genome assembly
AUGUCAACGACGACGACUGCUGCUGGUGCUUCCGGCAAGCGCAAGCUCUCCAAAGGCAAGGACCGAGCGUUCGGACCCGAUGACGACUCGGACGAUGAUGCGCUUCUCCUCGACGAGGACGAGGACGAGGACGAGGAUGAGGACAUGAUCGCUGCAGCCGACGACGACGAAGAUGACGACAGUGAGCUCGAUCCUGGCUCCGGAUCGGGGUGGGCUGUGACGGGGAAGAGGAAGCGCAAGUGGGCGAGCAGGACCGAUCGUUCGUUGGUCGAAGCGAGCACAGGUGGGAUCAAGAUUGUCGGUGGGGGGAUCGGCGAUCCACUUCGUGCUGCUGGAGCAGGAGGAGGGCGAGGAGGGAGGUCCGGAGGGAGGUCCGGCAAGAGUAAGAACAAGAAGGGCAGGGGCAGGGCUUGGGAGGGGGAGUUCGAACAUACUUGGGAUAACGUACAGGAGGAUGAGAGAGGGACGUUGGAAGGGGCCGUGUCGGGGGCUUUGUUGGGUACGAAGAACAGGAGGUCAGUUCAUCCUUGCCCGGGGGGUGGGGUGGGGUGAUUUGUCGUCGAUCGAGUGCAGAGGAGGCGCUGAUCAUCCGUGGAAAGGACUUGAACAGGAUCUUGAGGGAUACCGCAUCGAUCCAAAGGGGCAUCAUUCGACAUGUGUACCUUGUCAUCGACCUCAGUGCGGCCAUGCUCGAACGCGAGUUCAAGUCGAGCUGGCUCGAUCUCGCGCUGCAAUACGCGAGGGUCAGUCCUCAGCUCUGAGAACGGGCCAAGAAGGCCCGAUCGGAUUGAAUCAACGUAUUCAUAACUGACUCGAUCCUGUCUUGAUCUCGGCAGGAAUUUAUUUCCGAGUUCUUUGAUCAGAACCCGAUAUCCCAGAUGGCGGUAUUGGUCACUAGGGACGGAGCAGCCGAACGGUUGUCUCCCCUCGGAGGUGGGUCCGAUCAAGCAGAUCAUCACCUCACCUCACCUCGAACGAACACUCGAGCCGAUUUCCACCUUCGCAUCAUUCAGGCAACCCCGUCGAUCAUCUGAAAGCCCUGCAAAACAAAAAGAAGCUCGAAGCACGCGGCGAUCCGAGUCUGCAAAAUGUGCUCAAGAUGGCACAGUCGGGAUUGAGGUACGCAUUCUCCGGGUUCGUGUCGUUCCUUUGAUCAAAACCUGAUCACUCUGUUUCAUCUACCUCCUAGCCAUCUACCCCCGCACGGAUCUCGAGAAGUCAUCAUCAUCCUCGGGUCCUUGACCACCUGCGAUCCGGGCAACAUCCACACCACGAUCAAAGACGUCGAAAAGGACCGGUGCGUUCGGGGGACCUGGUCGACGUACUCCUGUAUGAUUGCAUGAGAGCUGAUCUCAAUCGCCGAUCGUUCCACAGCAUCCGUGUCAACAUCAUUGGCCUUGCGGCCGAAAUGAAGAUUUGUCGCGAUAUCGCCACCCGCACCAAAGGUGGGUCCUGCUCGCCCGUCACCUGGCUCUCGCGGCACAGAUUUGAUGUGACUAAGCACAUGGACUCCCACAGGGACCUACAACGUCGCUCGAGACGAUCUUUACCUACGCGAGUUGCUCUUUGAAUUCGUCUCACCCCCCGCAACACUCGCGCCUUCGAAAUCGCACGUACUCGGAGGUCCUUCAGCAUCAGCUCCCAGCUCGUCCGCCGAUCUGAUGCAAAUGGGGUUCCCUCAACUCAUCCAAGCUCCCUAUCCGGGGUUAUGCUCCUGUCACCUCAAGCUCAAGAACUCGGGAUAUAAUUGCCCGAGAUGCAAGAGUCGUAUUUGUGAUGUGCCGACUGAGUGUAGGGUCUGUGGAUUGACGGUCGUCAAUGCGCCGCAGUUGGCGAGAAGUUAUAGGCAUUUGUUCCCGGUGAGUUCAAUUCUGUGUCCCGUGAGUAUGCGACUGUGUACUGAUGCUUGAUACAUGGCGACAGGUGGCGAACUACGAGAUCGUAUCCGAGUGAGUGAGCUCGAACCCAAACUAAUUACCCUGCGCGCCGCACGCUAAUACCCCUACCCCUCACCUUCUUAGACCGUCCUCAGCCUACCCCUUGUCAUGCAAAGCGUGCUCACACCCCUUCCCCACCACAGCGAUCAAAUCGUCCCUGACCUCAGUCGACAUCUCCCCUUUGGGUCGGUACUCGUGCGCUACGUGCGAGAACCAUUUCUGCCUCGAUUGCGACAAGUUGGUGCAUGAUGCUUUGGGUUUUUGUCCGGGGUGUUGCUGA